This is a messenger RNA of Clupea harengus (Atlantic herring), 1433 nucleotides long. Its product is annotated as uracil nucleotide/cysteinyl leukotriene receptor. The record is from RefSeq and is a predicted model, not a curated record. Lineage: Eukaryota; Metazoa; Chordata; Actinopteri; Clupeiformes; Clupeidae. Gene Ontology annotation, cellular component: plasma membrane. Gene Ontology annotation, biological process: positive regulation of Rho protein signal transduction; phospholipase C-activating G protein-coupled receptor signaling pathway. Gene Ontology annotation, molecular function: G protein-coupled receptor activity.
AUGGAGGAGGAACUGAAAGAAGCCACCUCUCUAGGGCUCUUAUCAUCAUCACAAGUAGACACUUCUUAUUAUGUCCUGACCGAGUCCUGGUUGUCUCAACAUCUCUGAGGAUUUUUCAAGAGCACACAUUUUGACUGAGUUCACACCAUGAACCACACCAUGAACCACACCAUGGACACGAAGGAGAGAUUCUUAUAUCACUCUGUCGGAUCUCAUGGUGAGAACGUCUUCUUGUCUGUGUUCUACACCAUUGUCCUAGUCCUGUCAGUGCCUGCCAAUGCCAUGGCACUGUGGGUGUUCUGCCACCCAAAGAAUGGAUCCUCUUCGGCCAGAGUCUUCCUCACUCACCUAGCGCUGGCUGAUAUGUGCUACGUGCUGCUCCUGCCCAUGCGUGUGGUCUACCACGCGUCCGGUGGGGACUGGAUCCUCGGGGAGGCAGCCUGUCGUCUGUCUGGCUUCCUGUUUUACCUCAACCUGUACUGCAGCCUCUACUUCAUGACCUCGAUCAGCUUUGAUCGCUUUUUGGCAGUGGUGUUUCCCAUCAGAUCUCUGUCCUGGAGGAAGCCAGCCUAUGCCAAGGUGGCGUGUGCCAUUCUCUGGGUGACCUUGACUGUGUCUAUGGCUCCGGUGAUGGCGUCGAAGCAAACCAUGGCCAUUCCGCUGGGUGUUCACAACGUCACCGUGUGCCAGCAGCUGUACUUGGAGAGGACGUCCCCGCUUGCACUGCGCUCCCUCGCCGUGGCCUUCGCACUUCCCCUCGUCGUUCUCAGCCUGUCCUACGUGCUCAUUUUGUUCAAGCUCAGAGCCGUAAAACGGCAAACACCAGUGCACUUGAAAGCCAAGAGAAUGGUUGUUCUCACUUUGGUCAAUUUCCUGGUGGCCUUUCUACCGUACCACAUACACCGCUUCUUUUACAUCGUGCGUUACAAUCAGCACAAUGUAAGUGAGGAAGAAGUUACCUCUUUGUCACUAGGAAACCGAGUGACAUCAGCUCUGACUUGUGUCAAUGGUGUCAUAGAUCCCCUCAUGUACUUCUUCCUGACUGAGACGUACCAGAGGGCACUGCUGAAGUUGCUGGGACGAGCUGAAAGCGCAAAGACUGAUCAACACUCUAAACCAGGGUCUGGCACGUCUUCAGCUUUUUAAUUUCAGUCCCCUGAUUCAACCUUCCAGAUGUGUGUAUUAAGUUCUGAAUGUAAUGUUGAGAAUCUGCAAAAUCCAUAACCACAUAAUAAAAGAUUUUUGUUUUUUCAGAUUUUUUUUUAUUUAAAAUGUUUUCAUUCAGAGUGUUUCUUUUGAAAUGAGCGUGACGUGUUAUUUGAUCAUCCUCAAAAUGUAUGCGAGGAAAUGUGUUCCUGAAGAGCUUUCCUGCUUCUUGGGGUUCAGGUAUGUCAAGCAGCAACCAACUCUCACUUUAUGUGGGUCACUUUGAG